Messenger RNA from Neurospora hispaniola, 31494 nucleotides. RefSeq lists its product as uncharacterized. The transcript is spliced from 14 exons. NCBI's taxonomy places the organism in Eukaryota, Fungi, Ascomycota, Sordariomycetes, Sordariales, Sordariaceae. The record is from RefSeq and is a predicted model, not a curated record. Bases 1 to 31494 code for a protein of 10497 amino acids.
AUGAUUCCGCGAGACCAACGCCGCCGGAGCCCCGAGAGGGAGCGCCGCCGACGCGCUGACCGCCGCCAGUCCAGAGAACAGCUCGCCGCUGCCGCCCUCGCCGCCGCCGCCGUCGGCCAAACUGCUGCCAAAACUGCCGGCCCCUCCUCCACCCACCGAUCCCGCGCCAACUCCAGCACUUCCUCUUCCGCCGUCACCUCCUCCGACGAAGACAGCGCCCCCAAAAACACGGGAUGGGGCUUCCGCUCCUUCUUUUCCUUGGCAUCCUCCAAGAAAGUGCGGAAGCGCCGAUCCUUUCGAAAGAAGAACUACUCCUCGUCCUCCAUCGACAGCAACCUGGCCUAUGGCGGGUACCAAUCCAGGUCGUCCCUCGAGUCGCAAAGAGGCGCCAGGAGAAGGAGCGGACCCCAGAGGAAGAUUAGCCAGACCUAUUCCCAACACUCCCACCACGACAAGGAGUAUCAACAACACAACCAGGAUCAGUACAGGGAUCAUCCACAGUACGAGCAGCCUCAGCAUGAAUACCAGCGCCCAGAAUAUGUACCCCAGGACCAGUAUGCGCACUCGGACCAGACCACACCACGACCAGGCCAACCCACACAGCACCCACAUGCGCAGCCCGAGCCAUAUUAUCGACACCAGCAUCAGCAAUACCACCAGCAGCAACCUCAUGCCUAUCAGCACCCUGCGCAGCACUACCAUGGCCAGCCCGAAUAUGAUCCAGAGCUCUUUACGCCCGAUGGCCGACCCAACUUGGCGCGAACAACGACCGACCAAGAGAUUAUCGAACUUGGGCGCAAGAUCUCUGACCUUGCUAGGGCUUCCAACCUCCGUGACCUGGAAAGGGCUGGCAAGCAACGUCCAUCCCAGCUGGUAGGUGCCGCAACCGCCAUCUCCAACUUUCGUCGCCAGAAUCCGAGGAGGAAUGGACGCCGCGGUCUUGCUCCUUCCAAGUCCUCCAAGCGCGAUGAGCAGAGUGACGACGAUCAGGGCUGGGACACGGCUUCGGACUCGGACUCGGACUCGGACUCGGGUGACAACGCGGAAGAGGCCAGCGCUAGUGACUCUGACCUUGCCUAUGGUUCAUCACCUCAAUACUCGGACGAGAAGCUGUCUUCUUCCCCGGCCCCGGUUGCCGCGCCUCCACCCCCGACCAUCAGCCCUCAAAAACCCUAUAUCAGGAACAAGGCCAUCGAUCCCUCCAAGUUUGGUCCCGUCAACUCCUUGCACGGUCUUGUGACUCCCCUGAAUGGGUUCCGACCGACUGAAGAUGUGCUUCCACCCCGUCAGUCAAAGCCCUGGCUUAGCAGAUUCGAGAACGAUCCUCUUCCGAAUUACCCUACCCCGACAGACGAACUCGAUACACCGACGCAGAUGCACUACCCGAUCGCUACCCCGGAUCCCCGCAGAUUCGAUGCUGUCACCAGUCCAACUCUGGUAUCCGGCUCACCUCUGAUCACAUCACGACCCGUCACUGUUGCCAUCCAGGCCCCCAAGCCCCGUGUUCCGGUCUCGACACGCGCUCUGGAGGAACACCCCAUGCCGCGCCAGAGAUCCGCCGAUGGUAGGCUUAUGGCGGUCGACUCUGCCUUGGCCAAGUCCAUUGGGAAUGCAGCUGAUAAACAUGAAGUAAUACGAGAUGAUACGCCACCUUCCAACUACCGACAACAUCGCUCGCGUGCUCAGAGCAAUGGAUCUGCUCAUCCGUCUCAUACUUCUCACCACUCUCACGCCCAGUCGCAUACUUCUCGUACUUCCCACACCUCUCACGUUCCAGUCCAUGUCCAAGUACCGCUUCCUACGACCCAUGACCUUGAGUUCGACGAUUGGCACGACUUUGAAGACCGCAACACCCGCCUAGCCUCCGAUGCUCCCCAGUUUACCGAUCCAGCUGCUGCCGGCGUUGCCGCAACACUCAUCGGAACUGCCCUUUUCCAGGACCGAUACCGACGAGAUGACGAGGAGGAUCGCAACCUGGACCCCAACCACGUUCUGGCCGAGUACAAGCAACGUGUACAACAGGAGGAAGAGCAGCGUCGGAAAGCCGAGGAGGCUGAGAGGGAGCGUCUUGAGAAGGAACGCCACGAGCGGGAGGCCCGUGCUGCCGCCGCCAUCAAGCGGGAACGUGAAGCGCGCGAGGCUCAGGAGGCUGCUGAACGGGAGGCUCGCGAGAAGAAGGAGGCAGAGGAGCGUGCCGCUGCUGUUGCUCUUGAAAUCGCCGCGCAGAGGCAGCGCGAAGAGCGAGAAGCGCGUGAGGCCCUUGAAAAGAUGGAAAGGGAGGCUGAAGAGCGCGCUGCUGCUGCCGCUGCCGCUCAACGAGAACUUGAAGCUCUUGAGAAGGCUCGCCGCGAAUCUCACGAACGCGAAGUUCAGGAGGCCAUUGAGAAGGCCCGCCGCGAAGCUCAGGAACGCGAAGUUCAGGAAGCCAUUGACAAGGCCCGCCGCGAAGCGUUGGAACGCGACGCAGCUGCUGCUGAGCGAGAACGUCAAGAGCGCGAGCAUCUCGAGAAAGUUCGUCGUGAGGCGGAGGAUCUUGCUAUUGCUGCCCGGCGAGAGCUCGAGACCCGUGAAACUGCGCUUGAGGCUGUUGCCAAGGAGGCUAGGCGUCUCCGUGACGAAGCCGAUUACCGUGAGCAGUACGAACGUCGUGUCCGAGAGGCUCGUGAAAUGCAGUACAAGGAGGAGCGCCGGAUGUAUGAUGCUCGAUAUCGCGCUGAUCGGGAGAACAUGAUUAUCGAUGUUGAGCCUCGGCGCCGCAGCACUAGCCGGCAGACGAGGGAUGAGUCGCCCGAGGAAAAGCGCUCCAAUGCAGGUAAGGAGACGGAACGAGAUGAGCAUCACCGUCCCAAGCGUGAACCUGUUACCAUCAUCAACGAGCGCGACGUUCCGAAAGACGAGCCCAAGCCCAAGGUCGAAGAGCCCACCCGAUCCGUCUCGGAGAAGAAGCGAGAGAGUAUGGGCGACACUCUGGACCCGAAGCCCAAGAAGCCCAGCAAGGAGGAGAGACGUGCUAAGCGCGCCGAGACCCUCCGACUCCUCGCCGAAAUGCAAAGGGAACUCGAACUCGAAAAGGAACGGGCAAGGAAGUUGGCCGAGCUUGAAGCUGCCGAGCAACGGCAAGAGAAGCCCAAGGACGAGGAACCUCGCAAGUCCAGCCAACCAGUUGUGCCGGAGCUUUCGAAAUCCCCCAAGGACCAGGUUAGUCACGACUCCAAGGCAGCGCCAGCUCCAGGACCAUCCCCCUCGAAGUCUCCCAAAGGCGUAAUUGACCCAUUUCAAUUUCAGGUUCCGGAUGAUGCUUUCGCUACGCCGGUUCAUGCUACCCCGGCUAGGCCACUAACUCCCCAGGUCUACACGGUUCCCGAGCCUGAUUUCUCGCCUCCAAAGCGCCGUCAACUAACCCGUGCACUAACCGAUGCGGAACUUGAAAUUCGUGAGAGGGUAACUCGUCGUGACUCGUUCGAGAUCCAGCAGCGUCAAGAAGAGAUCCGUAGGAGCAGGAAUGCAUCGGAGCAGCCAACCACCAAAGAUGCCGACAAAGCGACCAUUCCCGAGACUGACAAGGAGACGUUGAUGGCAGAGGAACCUGAACGUGAGCGGAGCCGAAGCCAUAACCGUGCGGGAAGCCGUGUUCGCGAAUCCGAGCCACUACGUGACGCGAACGAAGAGCCUGAGCGUACUCGUAGCUGGAGCCGUCAAUCCAGUCACGUUCGCGAAGCGGAACCAACGCCAGAUCCGCAGACUGAAGCCAACAAGUGGUAUCGUGACUACGUUUCCAGCCGGCGGGAGGAACGCUUGCGCAGCAGCUCGCCUAGCCGAUCAGUUGUGGAUAAGUAUGACGAUUCAGUGUUUGGACCGCCCACACCUGUCAUCGUCACAGCGGAACCAACGAUCAUCACGGCCGAACCUAGUUGGGCCACAGCUGAGCCUGCCGAUGAUGGAAAACCCAAGAAGGGCAAGUACGCCGAGCCCGAUGCCGAUGUGAGGAUCGAUCAUGUCAUCUUGCCACGAGACUUGCACAGGUUCCUCAAACCGGCAGAGGAUCAUUCCAGCCUUCAUGCGCCCACCGGUCAGCCAAUGUUUAGUUCGAGAGAUCCAUCGUGUGAGAGGGAGAGGCCCUUGCUGAAUCUAGUGCUACCCACACCGGCGCCGACUCCUACUCCUGAACGUGAACGCAGAGAGCGCGCAAGACAAGCUGCCCGCGAGUCCGAGGUGGAGCUUGAGGAAUCCAGGCUGGCUCCCGUUGCUGCAGAGGAAUCGAAGAAGCCAAACUACAUCCUCAACGCCCGCGGUGAAAUCGAAAUCAUCGCCCCAACCCCCAAGGAUGAAGACACGGAGUCUGUCAAGUCAGAUGGGUGGGUGGAGCCCGUGGCUGAUACCGGGUUGACGCAUGUUGUUGUGGACAGGUCGAGACAAGCGGCCGUGGAAGCGAUCAAGCGCGCCCUACAGCCUAAGAGGGAAAGAAAGGCGAGCAUUGCUUGGGGAACGCUUGCCGGUGCGGUGCUUCAGAAGGUCGCUGAGGAUAGGAAGGCCGCCGCUGAGCAGAAGGCCGAGGUCCCGGCUGCGGAGGAGAAGAGCCUUGCUCCCGAAGUUGAGGAAAGGGUUGAGGUGGUUCUUCCGGCUCCAGUUGUUGAGGCGCCGAUUGUUGAAGAGAAGCAGCCUGAAGAGCAGAAAUCGCGGGAGAUCGAGCCCGAGACAAAGCCGGCUGACGUUGCUGCACCAACAAAGACCGAGGUGCAGCCGGACGUUGAACUACCCCGCCAAUCCCCGCAUCCCGAUCCGGAGCCGCAUCUGGAGCCGCACCAUGAGGCGACUCCGGUUCCUGCCAUUACCAUUGACGAACCGGAGAGCCCGAAAGCGACUGAAGAGCCCAAGUAUGAAGAGAUCAAAGAGGAGCUCAAGGAGGAGGAGGAGGAGCAGAGUGCGCUUACCGAGGGAGAAUCCCACGAAGAGAAAGGAGAUGAGGCUACGCGUCAGAUUGUCGAUGAGUCCGCAAGUGACCCCAUUAAACCCAAGCGCAAGCUUCCGAAAAGCCUCGCAGAGCCAUCAAUCUUCUCUCCUUACCGUCCCACCUUCUCCGAUAACUUUGCCGAUGUGGUUUGCGGCGAACACCCCAACCCCGAGCCUCAUGCCGACACCUAUACUUGGCGCCGUGAGGCCAUGGCAACUCAAUCCUCCAUAGGCGACGAGUGGGAGUCCAUUCUGCGAAAAGCGGAAAUUGGUGAGGACGAAACCACGACGAACCCAACGGAGACAUUCAACCCGGACAACCGAGAGCCGCCAGAUCGGUUGAACAAGGAGUUUUCGUUCGAGGUUGUGGAACACGAGAACUCGCAGACCAAUCCUUCGGAUGAAAGUGAGAGGGAAAGCAAGAAGAUCAGUACCGAGCAAAAUGGUGUUUCAGACCGCCGACCCAGCAAUGAGUUUAUUGAAUUUUUGAAGAAUCAGACCAAUAACUCGGCAUCGGACCGCAAGCAUGAGCACAUCAUUGCCACCACCGAGAUGAAGGGCAACAGCGAGGAUGAGUAUUUUUUAGGUAAUGCCGGCACCCAUGGCGCAGGUGCCGGCUCGGCUGAGGAUUCUGAGGCUGCGACCGCUUCUGACAGCAAAGACGCGGAGGCCCAGAAUCUCCCUCGCCCAAAUGCCACCCAGGCCUCCAUGGAUAGUAUCCCCGUUGCUGAAUCUGAGAAGGAGGAGGAGAAAUCACACGGUAGCAAUGCCGGUUCGGACAGUGCCCCCAAGCCGACCCAACUGCGAAACACGGAUUCUCGGUUUAUCGACCCUGAAGUCCUUGUCCACAGACCAUUCACCCCAGCCAUCGACCCUCAAUAUGGUGAUCUUCUUCCUUUGCCUCCUUACCCUACUCUCACGGGGCCUGGGUACCGCUACCUUGCAGACUUGCCCUCGCCGCUUGACUUUGAUCUCGAACAGCUUCCCGCACUGCCGGAAAGCAGACCCUCUACGCCACCACCUACGUCUGGCUCUCCAGGCAACGCAUUCAAGGCCGCCGUAGCAGCAAUGAUGGGCACCCAAUCCCUGAUCAGGAGACAGAGGGGUCACACUCGCAGCCGUAGUGCGCUGGAUGGGACCGCCCCAGUGAGAGUACCAAGCCAGACCGCCGUCCCUAUCCAGUUCCGUCUGAAGGGGAAGAAGAGGGCAGGGUCGGUGCACUCACUUCCACCUUCUGAGGCCUGGGGGCAGUCACCCGCUUCAAGGCCAUCUAGUGCUCAUGGUGACGCCGCUGCUGCUUCCGAUGGGACAACAUUCCCGGUCAGGAGCAGGCCGAGACCGACCAGUUGGGAGGGUUCGAUGAGGGAGAUUAAACCUUUGUAUCUUGUUGAGCGAAACGCUGCUACUGCUGCUGCUGCUGUGUUGGCGCCGGCUGUUGAUACCGAGGAGGCUCUUCCUCCCCCGGAGAGCUUUGAGUUGCCGGAGGAUGAUGAUUUGGACUUGUUGCCUGCUUUGCCGGAGAGUGCGCCUGAGAGUGAUGCUGGCUCGCCUGUUGUUGCGCCCCGGACUGAGAGUCUCGAAAGGGAUGUGCCAAGUGAGGAUGAGGAUGAAGCGGUUCUUCCUGCUUCGGAAGCUACUCCCACUCCAGAGACUGUCAGACUUCCGGUUGAUGAGGACUUGGAUCUCCUCCCGGCCCUUCCUGAGAGUGAUGCUGGUUCACCUAAUGUCACCCCCGUGAAUCUGUCAACCGAUCUACCUGUUGAUGAGGAUCUCAAGCAGGUUGAAGUCCCCAGCCCGGUUUCAACUGAGAAGGCUCUUCCUGCUCCUGAGACUGUCGAGCUCCCGGUUGAUGAGGAUCUGGAUCUGUUACCGGCUUUGCCUGAGUCCCCGACAACCGAGUCUGCUGUGCCUGUCUCCUUGCCGGCGGUUGCUCCAGAGGUUGUUGAGGAGGUUCCGGCUGCUCAGACCCCUCAGGUGGUCGAGGCUCCCGAGGAGUUUGAGAUCCCUGCUCCGGAAACCGUCAAGCUCCCCGUCGAUGAAGACUUGGAUCUCCUUCCAGCUCUACCGGAGAGUGGCCUUUCUUCGCCUACUCUUCGUGAACCUGCCUCACCUGUUUCCGUUGGUGAGGAUGAUGCUCUCUCAACUCCCGCUGAGGACGUUCCUCCUGUCCCGACGAUUGUCAACCUUCCAGAGGACAUCAAGCUUCCCGCUGAUGAGGAUUUGGACCUCCUCCCUGCAUUGCCUGAUAGCGUUGCUUCGUCUCCUACUACUGAGACUGUGCCCGUCUCUCUGCCGAUCUCGGCUCCAGAGGUUGCUCAGGACACGGAGGAGAUGCCGGAGGCCGUUAUUGAAGUACCAACUACCGUAGUCAAGGAAACUCUGGCUCCGGAGGCUCUUAGACUUCCUGUUGAUGAGGAUCUUGAUCUUCUGCCUGCCCUUCCGGACAGCCUUGCUACUUCCCCAACAACCGAGACUAUGCCAUCCCAGCCUUUCGUGGAGGAAGUAGUUGAGGAGACAUCGAAGGCCGUUGAGCGUGAGGUUCCAGUUCCGGAAAACAUCAAGCUCCCACUCGAUGAAGACCUUGAUCUCCUUCCGGCUCUACCAGACAGCAUCGCUACCUCUCCAACAACAGAGACUAUGCCAUCUUUGCCUAUCUUGGCCCCUGAAGCUACAGAUGCGCCGAAGGAAAUUGAGGUCGCUCCCGAAACUGUCACACUCCCUGCUGACGAGGAUCUCGAUCUCCUCCCGGCUUUACCUGCAAGUGGCAAUACUUCUCCGGAGAGAAGCACUUCGCCCGUCCUCCUCGAGAAGGCCGCCUCGCCUGUCAUUAUUCCUGAGGCCGAGAAAGUAGCGCUUCCGGUUGACGAGGACUUGGACCUGCUUCCUGCGCUGCCUGAGAGUGGCCCUGCCUCACCCACGAAGGAACAUGCUUCGCUUGCUGCCUCGCCGGUCGUUGCUCCUGCCACUGAGAAGGAGAUCGAUAACGAGGUUGAGCUUGUUUCGGAAGUUAGCCGUGGGUUGGAGGUGCCUGAACCAGAGACUAUCUCAUUGCCUGUUGAUGAAGACUUGGAUCUCCUUCCUGCUCUUCCUGAGAGCGGGCCUGCUUCGCCUUCUAAGGAGCAUGCUUCGCUUGCUACUUGUCCUGUCGCUGCCCCUACGCUUCUCGAGGAGAUCGAGGCUGAAGUUGAACUCGUUCCCGCGGUUAAUAACGAGGUCGUUAAAGGACCGGUGCCUAUGCCUAAGCCUGAACCUGAGGCUAUCUCAUUGCCCGCGGACGAAGAUUUGGACCUCCUUCCUGCUCUUCCUGAGAGCGGGCCUGCCUCGCCAGCAUUGGAGCGAUCCGCUUCCCCAGCGAUGCCUGUGCUCGAGAAGGAGGAGGCUGUUCCUAAGGCCAUCUCAGAGGUCGUCCGUGAAGUUGUCCCUGAGCCUGAGAAUGUAGCACUUCCUGUGGACCAAGACUUGGAUUUGCUGCCUGCUCUUCCUGAGAGUGGACCUGCCUCGCCUAUUAAGGAACAUGCUUCGCUUACUACUUCGCCAAUCAUUGAAGCGGUCGUUGAGAAGGAAGCGGUUGUUGAAGAGGUGCAUGAGGUUAUCCCCGAACUCCUGCCACUCCCGGUUGAUCAAGACUUGGAUCUCCUACCUGCUCUUCCGGAGAGUGCUCCCGUCUCGCCUACCAAGGAGUACGACUCUCUCGCAACCUCGCCAAUUACUGAAGCGGUUAUUGAGAAGAAACACUUCGUUGAAGUUGUCCCUGAACUUCUGCCACUACCAGUUGAUCAAGACUUGGAUCUCCUUCCUGCUCUUCCGGAGAGUGCUCCUAUCUCGCCUACCAAGGAGUUUGCUUUCCCGGUUUCCUCUCCGACCGAAAUCCCUCAGGCUGUUCCUGACGUUGUCCCCGAGGAUAUUUCCAAGACUGUCCCAGAAGUUGUCCCUGAACUUCUGCCACUCCCGACCGACCAAGAUUUGGAUCUCCUCCCCGCUCUGCCUGAAAGUGGUCCCAGCUCUCCUGUGAAAGAAGAGUUCGCGGCACCAGUGGCCCAGCCGACGGAUAUUUCAGUCGACACAGAGGUUGAACAGUCUUCCAAGGACACGGAGGGUGUCUUGUCAAUUACUAUUCCCGAGCCUGAGUCCGUGCCACUUCCAGCUGAGUCCGAGGACGGUCUUUGGGCUUUGCCUUCGCUGCCUCAAAGUCGCACUGGCUCAGGAUACGCCUCGCCCGUCACUGCUGAUAUCCCGGCUGAAGUGGUUGAAGAAGUCUCAUCACCCGCCAAGGCUAUUGAAGAAACAUCCAAGCUGCCCAUCUCCGUCAACCCUGAGACUGUCCGCCUGCCAUCUGACGACGGUCUUUGGGCCUUGCCUUCCUUGCCUGUAAGCCAUGAGGGAUCGGGAUACGCUUCGCCAGUUGCGGCUAUGCCUACGCUGGGUGUAGAGCCGCCGAUGGAGGAUCUUGCGGAGUACUUCCCUGACCAUUACGAUCAACGAGUCGUCGAAGAAGUCUCGUCCAAGGAGCCUCUUGAGGUUGAGACGGAGUUGCCGCUUAAUUCCCUGCCUCAACUGCCCGCUGAUGAGGACCUCGACCUUCUGCCUGCCCUACCUGACAGCCGCGGCAGCUCUCCCGAACUGGCUGUUACUUUGCCAGUCGAGGAACACCAGGAGGUACCACAAGCUGAACAGUCUGAAAAGCAGCUUGACCUCUCCCAGCUUCCGGCUUUGCCUGUUGAUGAGGAUCUCGAACUUUUGCCUGGCCUUCCAGAGAGUAGGAACGAGUCGCCUGAGCCGCAAGUUGAGACUGUCCCGGCUGUCAUUCCCGAGCAAGCUGAGGAGAAGAAGGAGCAGGAGCAGGAGCAGGAUUUGUCCAAGUUGCCACCUCUGCCUGCUGAUGAGGAUUUGGAUGUCUUGCCUGCGCUGCCUGAGAGCAGAAACGAGUCGCCUGAACCUGAGGUCUCUCUACCCAUCAACACUCCUGAGCAGGCCGACCUGUCCAAGUUGCCAGCUCUGCCUGUCGAUGAGGACCUCGACAUCCUCCCUGCGCUCCCUGAAAGCAGAAACGAUUCUCCUGAGCCCCAACCUUCUUUGCCCAAGGCCAUCUCACCAGAGGUUCUCCCUCUUCCGGCUGACGAAGACUUGGAUCUUUUGCCUGAACUGCCGGAAAGCCGGGGUAGUAGUCCCGAUCAGGAGACUUCGCUUCCAGUGGCUGUACCUCAAUCCCCCAUCGCCGAGGAAGCUGUUAAGGAUGUCAAAAUCCCUGUCGCUGAAAAGGACCUCUCUUGCCUGCCAGCACUUCCCGUUGACGAAGAUCUCGAACUGCUUCCUGCCUUGCCUGACUCUCCUGCAGCUGACAACUUCCCCGAAGAGGAGGAGACGCAAACUACGUGGCAGCCCGAUGAGUUCACACAGCCCGCUUGGGAAGAGACACAACCUACUCAGAUGUCUGACAUCAGUGAAGAAGACUUCCCUGUUCCUGCCGUCAAGGGUGACGAGGUGUCUCGGGAUUUGGCUGACCUUCCAGCUUUGCCGGAAAGCAGAUCCAGCAGCCGUUCUGAGGACAUCGAGACGGCUCCUAGUCUUGAAGACCCUUCGGAACUCCCGCCACUGCCAGAAAGCAGGGAAGAUUCUCCUGAACCAAGGUCCCCGUUGCCUAAUCUUGGGGCCCAGCCAGCUACGGAGUCACUUGCCAAGCAGACUGCGCCCAGUCAACCCUGGAACGAGAGCGAGACUCAAGACGAACCCCUCCCGGCCUCCAAUGAACUCAUUGUAGGCCACGUCCGCCGCGACUCUUCCGAAGCCGCUCACCCAUCCGACAUCUACGAAAAGCCAUCCUCCCACAACCAGGCCAAGUCCCCCAUGCUUAUCGGCAACAAUGACCCCAACGAAAUUGACUACAAGCUAGCCGAGACCAUCUACGAGGACAUGUGCGACGAGGAUGACGCUUCUACGGUGGCUGCAUCAGACGCUCCCAGUUUCUUGUCCGGCGCCAAUGCGGAACAGAAGGAGCAGAUUGCCAAGGCCCUUGCGGGCGACUCCGAGGCUACUUCUAGCUUGAGCCCCGAGAGCUCCUUUAGGGUGUUGCAGUAUCUGAAGAAGAGAGAUGCGGCGAUGAAGCAGGGUCAAACGUAUGAGGAGCCCGAGGAGGUUGUGCCAGGCCCGUCGUCGCAGUAUGAGGACGAAGAGGAGCAAGUUCCACAGGAGAUUGAGGACGCACUGGAGUCUAUCGAAGAGCAGAGCAAGAAGGCCAAAGGAGUUUCGUUCGAAUCUUCGGAUACUCCAACCGAGAAGCCUGACGUUCCUGAAGACGUACCUGCCGAUCACACCACAUCCGACCAAAGCACGCCUCGCCAAGAGCUCAGGAUCGGCAUUCCAGGCCCAAGCUCCAGGGUAGCCAACCUCGAAGCGGUCAACGAUGAGAUCGAAAAUAUUCCUGAUGCCGAAGCCCAAAAAGAUGAACUUCCCAAGACUUCGACCGACAAAGACAAGCACACCGAGUCUCCAUCGAAUCAGGAGGAGUCCAGCGGUGAACCCCAGCCCGCCAAUACCACUCAAGAAGACUCCAUCCUCGGAGGCGGUCUCGUCGCUGAGCCUGAGCGUCAGCGGCCAAUGAGAGUAGCCAGCCCUGAAAACCAGUGGGGCACGCUUGGCGACCUGGACGACUUGGAUGACGAAGAUGACGACGAUGUCAGCGAAUAUUCGCCCGGCGGUACUAAUUUAAAGAGGCACUCGCUGACUAGACUGCCGACGUUCCCUGGUGUUACGGCUUUCUUGGGAAGGAACUUUAGGAGCAAUUCGGCCCCGAGCCCGUCGGAUGUGCCGGUGCAAGACGAGAGGGAUUAUUAUUCUAGUGAUGAGCGGGAGAUGCUUGGGGAGGAGCAGCAGCAGCAGCAGCAGGAGUUGUCAGGGGAUGAGUUGGAGAAGAGGUUGGAGAAGGUGAAGAUGGAGGAGGAGGUGGAGGAUGAGAGGACUGAGGAGGUUGAGGGUGCUGAUGAGUCACAGACCGGACUGGAGAAACCGGCGGAAACCAAACCGGAAUCUACAUUGGAGGGUGUCGAAGCUGAACCCAGCACAACUAAGAAGGGUAAGAAAAAUCAACAGAAGAAGAAGAAGAAUAAGGGAAAGGGCAAAGCCGACUUGGAGCCUGAGGUGCCAUUACCGACGACACAAGCUGACCUGGAGACAACACUAGCACCUGAAGCCGAAGAGCCCAAAGAACUGGAGCCAGAGGCUGAACCCGCAAGCAAGCCAAAGAAGAGUAAGAAGAAAAAGAACAAGAAAAACAAGAGCGCUGCUGCUAGCAUCCUCGAGGAACCAACCAUAUCUGACACAGCAAAACCCACAGAUGGACCCGGAUUCGACCGACACAGCACCUGGCCAAUGGUAAAGAGCGACGGUGCCCCAAGUGAAAAGAAAACAGCUCCGGAGAGUGAACCAAAAAUCCCGGCCCCCCAGGAAUCCAUCGACAAUGAAAACACUAUCCUCCCCGAGGAAAUACCUCUCCCAAGGAGCCGCGACCUCUCCCCCUGUGCCUCUGGGGAACCAACGGAGACUGCCGCCAUUGAGCGCGAAUCAGAGACAGAGACCCCCAUGACCAAACACGACGAGGCCACCAUUGCCGAUGGGAAGCAAACGACUACAAAUGAGUUGGAUGAAAACGGCUCUGUGACACCCACGCCCAAACAGCAUGUCUCUAAUGACCACCAAGGGAAACCACAGGGUGAUGCGGAACAAGGCGUCCAGACUGCCCCACCUGAGAGCAGCAACACCACUGAAUCUCUGACAAGUGGUGCUGAGCAGCCAAUCAACCCUCAAGCAGAUACUCCCAUGGAUAUGCAACCUGCAGAAGAUCCCGUUCCCGUCGAAGCCGCCUUGGAAGAUUCGGCGCAGCAAGGUGAAUCCCAGACCGAUGAUAACGACAAGCCUCAGGAGGAGCCAAAGAUAAAGGAGCAACUAGCUACAGUAUCGCCAGAUCUAGUCUCCCCGACAUCAGACACAUUCACGCCUAGAUUGCUGAGACGGUCAAAUCCCAAGAAGGAAAAGACCAAGGCCGGCAAGAUGUCCAACCCGGCGUCACCUACCAUGGGUGCAGGCUGGGGCAUUGCCAGCCCUCCCAGUAUGAGCUUAGACAAGGCCCUCGAAGCCGCUGACCCGUUCGCCGAUGGAGAGUUUGAACGGCGCAUGAGAACUGUCAGUGCGAACAGAGAAGCUGAGCGCUCAGCCAAGAUCGCCGAGAAAGAAAAACUCGAGCGGGCGCUCUUCUUGCAACGCAGGUCUACCUUUGACGUUGGCGAUUCACCGACAUCUUCGCACACCAGUGUUGUUGGCUCGACUCAUUCCUCCGGGGCCGCAGAGACUGGUUCCAAUGCAGAGGAGAGACCGAUUUAUGCGCUCAAGAGGGCCAGUACCGAUAGAGCUGAGAAAAAGAAGAAGCUGGCUGCCGAGAAGAAGAGGAGCAAGAAGUCGGAUUGGCCGGAUGCCUGGCCGGAGGAAUUUGAUGAAGAGGCUACGAUGCCACAGGAGCCUGGGCAUCCGAGCAUGUGGCCAGAGCUGCACGGGAGAGCGUCACCGAGCCCGAUUAGAGGGCGGUCCGGCUAUAGGACGCCGACGCCGCUUGGGCAGCACAUCGAGGUGGGCCGUGCAAGUGGACUGACUGGUGAUGAUUCUGCUGACCAUGUUGGUGUUUUACAGGAAACUGAUCGCAGGUUAUCAGCGGGGGGAAACUCAGUGGGUCCAGACUCAUCACGUUCACGAUACAACAACAUGUCUGAUCCUUUCACUACCGGCGGUGGACCUAAGGAUGUCCCUCCCCCUGAACCCAUCCCUGAGGUGCCUUCGAAACCCAUUCCUGAUGUUGGCUCCGAUACUGCCACCCCUACCUCGGAGGCCAACAAGGAGCUUGGUGGUACUGUGAGGGCCUCUGGCAAAAAGGGCCGCAAGAGAAGAAACUCGUCUCUAGCUGUCGCUACCGACAAGGAAGAGGACGUCGAUGCCAACAACUCUGAGGCUGAACAAGGUGACUUGGAUACUCAGCCCUCUGGCAGUGCGCCUGGCAAGAAGACCAGAAGGAACAGGAGAGGACGGAAGGGCAAAGACAAAUCAACGCCUUCCUCCCCUUCCGUUGAUACUGAGGGAACCGAGGACCAGGAGGCCUCGGAUGGUGAUGAGGAGCCCUCUUCUGGCAGUUCGCAAGACGCCAAUGCUGGCGCUGCCGGCGAUGCGUCUGGGAAGAAGAGAAAGAACAGGAAGAAGGGAUCCCAUGUUUCUUCCGGCCUUAUGAGCCCGCCUCUGGAGCCGAACGCUGAGGUUGCCCAGCUCCAUGCUCAGCUGGCUCAACUUACCGAUCUGGUUCAACAACUGGUUGUCGAAAAGACCAGAAAUUCUUCGGCGGACCAGGGUCGCAGUAGGCGAAGCUCCAGUGUUACUAAGGGUAACCCCAAGAUUCGCAGGACGUCCUCCGGAGGUGGUGGCGACGGCGAGACUCAUUACGACAGCGACGGCUUCUCCAUCCACGACGAAGACGAAGAACUCGACGACGACGACGACGACGCCGAGACGGCAGCAGCGGACGAGACAACCAAGGCGAAGCGCUUCAUGGGCGUGCCUUACCGACGCGGCAGCAAGUCCAAGUCAGACAAGGGCGAAAAGGGCGACAAGGCCAAAGACAAGCAUCAACAACAAGUAGGCGAAGAUCCAACCUCUGAGCUCGAACAUGCAGUCCUCAAGACUACUCCAAGGGAGGAAGAUGAGCAGACUGGCAACUCCCCCCAAAUUCGUGACGUUACCGCAGCUGACAACGAACGCACUCAACAAGAGCUCUUCGCAAUCGACAACGUCAACGUCAACGUCAUCAAAAAUGAAUCUCGGGAUUCCGAAGCUGGGGUUGAAUUCGCUCUUGGGCAGCAAGUCGUCAUCGAGCGCCAAGGAGAUGAGCACGCAGACGAGCAGUCCGGAGCCGAGCCCGCGGAACAGCUUCAGCAAGGACGGGGAGGAGGACGUUCCGGCCGAGGACAGACCACCGGACCCGUCCAAGUAUCCGCCGUCAGCCAGCAAGCCGGUCAAGAGCAAGGUGCGCCGAGCGAUGAGCGGCUUGUCGAGGACGAGGGGCGCGCCCAGUCUGGAACAGAUUCCCGAGACGGAGUUCGAGGACUCGGAGCUGGAGGACGGGGCGACUUCGCCUCCGCCGAAACCGGGCAUGAUCAAUCGCGCCAUGACGGGCAUGAAGAGUCUGGACAAGCUGGACUUCAGGAAGCCAAGGGCGUCGUCGGUGGGUGGGGAGACGGAUCAUCACAGACCCGCGACGGCGACGGAUGCGGAGUCGGAGUCGAUCAAUCAGGAGACUGCGUCGAUCACGCAACCGAAGGGGUCGUCGGCCAUGAUGAAGAGAGCGUUUUCGGGCAUGAUUCCUACCACAUCCAAGCCACGAGCGAGCUUGGAUCAGCAGUCCGAGACCGAGUCGAUUUCCGGAUCCACCAGGCCGAGCAUGAUGAAGAGAGCCGUGUCGGGAAUGAUUCCGGGAGCGUCAAAGCCACGGUCGAGCAUGGACUCGACGGCAGAGCACUCGGGCGAGCGCAAGAUGAGCAUGGGCUCAGCGUUCAAGAACUUCAGCAUGACGGGCAAGUCCCGGGAGCAGUCGAGGACACGAGAGCCGACCAGUCGGGGACCGAGCAUCGAUCUAGGACCACAGGAGACGGACAGCAUGGAAAUCAGUCCGCACGAGAGUCCAGCGUUGAGACCCGAAGUGUCGCCGGAUCCACACCCGCAGCCGAAGCCGGGAAUGAUGAAGCGAGCGUUGACGGGCAUGAACCCAGCCGCCUCACAACGGCCGGACAUGGCGGAGCGCCGCGAAUCCGAACCGGUUCUGGAGAAGGAGAAGCACAAGACGCUCGACCGGCUGACGUUCGGUAUGAUGUCAAGGUCUCACUCGACAUCAACGGGCAUGGGUACGCAGACUCCGGAUUCGGGGUUCAACAGCGCCGAACAGGACGUGCUGGAGCCAUCGAGACCGGGAUCUGGGUCGGGGUCUGGAUCAAGCUCGAUUCAUCACCACCAUUCGCAGCACUCGUCGGAAAAGAGCAAGACCAACAAGACGAUGAAGAUGCUGGGACUGGGCGCCUUCACCAAGAAGGACAAGCACUCGGACUUGGUGGACACGCCGCCGGAGAUGAGCAGACCCGGUUCGUCCGGGUCGUAUCAGGCAACGGCCACCGCCAAGCCCAGCAGGAUGGAUCGGACGAUCUCCGGGAUGGGCAUGUCCAGGCCCAGGAAGAGUAUAAGCCAAGAGACCCCUCCCCCGGACACGGACUCGAGACCGGGAACUGGAUCGUCAAUGCAGCCGCCACAGCAGCCGCAGUUCCCGCUGAGACCGGAUCCCAGCCCGGCGCCCAAGUCGAGAAUGGCCAGCUUCAACAAGGUGAUGACGCUGGGGCUGAUCAAGGACAAGAGCGACAAGACUCCUACGCCCAGCCACCACGAGCCGGACACAGCGACGCAGACGCCCAUGGAAUCGUCGGCGAGCGCGCACUCGAAUGGGUCGAGGCCGUCGAGCUGGAACAGCAAUCAGUUUCCCGAGCAACUGAUGCCAGAGGGAAAGCCGAGCAAGUCGCAGACGAGAAUGGGAAGAGCGAUGUCUGCGCUGAGCAUCCCGACAGGCAGCAGGACCAGUGUCUCCCAGGAGAGACCGGCAAGCUCACACCCGGAGACAACGACCAGUGCCAACCUGACGGAGCCGACGGACGUGACGGACGCGCACUCGCAUCACAGCCAUCACUCGAAUCAGACGACGACCACCACCACGACGACGACAGACAAGAAGGAAAAAUCAAAGAUGUCCUUCAAGAGCGUGGUCACCCUGGGCAUGGCGAGCAGCCAUCGGUCCUCGAGCAGUCGGAGACACAGCGUCGAGCACUCGUCCCAGACGCAGCCGCCAGCGAUACAACAGCCGCCCGUGAUGCCCAAGCUGGAACUGCCCAGCUUUGGACUGGGCGAUUCCCUACUGGGAUCUCCACCGGGGACAUCGUCGGGUCUGGGAACGCUCUCCCCGCCAGCGACGUCAUCGGGUGCUCCUCCUCCUCCGCUGGGGGGAUCGGUGUCAGCGCCGGGAACGUCGUACGGGUUCCCGAAUGUGGAGACACCGUCGUCAGAGAGACCACCAAAGGAUCCGGAGACGGCGAGCAUGAUGAAUCAGCCCAAACCGGGGAUGUUGGCGAGAACGAAGACGGCGAUGAGCAUAGGGAGUCGCAAGGACUGGAGGGACGAGUCGGAAACGACGGGGAUUGGAGAGGAGAAGAAGGAGAAGGAGAAGAAGGUGAUGAGCACGAGCGCCAAGGCGAAUUGGAAUCGGGCGCUGAAGGGCACGAAGGGGGUGGUGGGCAUGGGAAUGUUUAUGAAGAAGGACAAGAAGGAGAAGGACAAGGGGGUUUAGAAGACGCUUUGUCCGAGACCGGCGGAAGUGAGAAUGCAGUUGGAGGUUUGGGGAUGAAGGCUGGAGUUGAGAAGGUCACGGUGAGCCCAGCUUCACCUGAAGUCAAUUCUGAUGAGGAGGUAGAACUGCCAUCUUCUCCCUCGAUUCUACUUCUCUCUGAUGCUGCUGGGGAACAACUUGACGAAGCCGUUAUCAAGCCAGUUGAGCGGGACUUUGACCAGCAGCUUGAGAAAGACAACUCACUCAACCAUCAAGAGAUUGGACUGCCACCUUCUCCCCCUCCAGCUAUGUCCGAGAUUGAGCCAAUUGAACAUAUCAUCAUCAGUCAGCAAUUCCAAACCGACCCAUCUUCACAUGCAGUCAAUCCUGAAGAUGUCCAGCUGCCCGCCUCUCCUUCACCUUCAGCUGAACUCGCCGAAAGCGAAAAUGAGGCAAUUGAACAAGGCUUCAGCCAGCGAUCUCCCAGACACGCAAUGAACCCUGAACAAGUUUGCCGGCGGUUGAACAAGCCAAGCAGAGCACCGUGGAGCCUCUCUCACCGGCCACCACCACUGCCGACCGCGACCAGGACCAGAACCCUGACAAGUCUUGUGCUAAUCCAUAUGCUGCAGUUCAUUGGGCAGCAAUCGGACAUCCCACUUUUCACGCCUGAGGCUCAGAGGCACGAGGAACCCGGCGACUUGGUGCUGCCAACUUCUGAGGCGGCGACUAACCUUCGCUCGUCUUCUUCCCCACUCCUUCCUUGUCGUUCUUCCCGCUCUUCCAUGUCUGCUUCUGAAGAGCUUCCAUCCGAAACUACCUCUCCUAACCUUGUUUCAACUACUACCGCCGCUACUAUUGCUACAACAACUAUCGCUGCCACUACAAGCACUGCUGCUGCUGUCAACACCGCGUCGUCCCAGGCUACCGAAGCUAGUACUACUACCCACGAGCAUGCCCCGUCACACCGCGCGGCUGCUCGUUCUUCUUUUUCCUCCCCUUCUUCUUCACUUAGAAUGACCGAGCCUGAAGAAGUGGAGCUUCCUCCAUCUCCCUCAUCACCGGCGCCGCCGCACCACACUGCGCCUAGGCCUGAGGAGGUGGAGUUGCCGGCCUCGCCUGUUCCUGUCACUGUCACUGUCAACGUCAAUGAGGCUCAUCACCACCACCAAUUCGCUCAAGAUCUCGACGUCGACAACACCAAGCCUAAAGGCGAUCAGCACGUCGAGGAUGAUCCCAAGUCAGACAACGAACUAAGCCUUGGCCAGCACGCUGACCAACGUGGCCAACACCCUAUUUCCGAGAUCAGACCCACAGAUAUCCGACUGCCGCUCUCACCGAAGGUUACCCCUGAAGGUGUGGUGGAGCUUCCCGCCUCCCCUGAUUCAGAAUCCACACCUAUCAUCAUCGACAACGAGCAGCUGCAUUCUUCUCAUGGUGACGACGAACAACAACUUUUUUCUCAAUCACCACCCAAGGUCACCACCACUGCCGAUGCUCAUGCGCAACCGUCAUCCUUGGAGUCCCCUGCUGUUCUAAUGGCCGUCCCAAGCUCCCUGGACAUGCCACCACCCGAGGAUAUUGAACUGCCGCCCUCACCUGCUGAUGUGGAGCAUCGAGAGGAGGAGAAACCAAUCGUCGCCGAGAUUCAUGAGCAUGUCAAGUCACCUGUUACCGGUCAUCGAGAUGUUGAGAUUCCGACUUCUCGUGAGCAUUCGCCUGCUCAUUCGCCCGCGGUUGAAGUUUUUAAUUACAAGGUUCCCACUGAUGCGGCUGAGCUUUCUGAAGUGGAGGAGGAUUUUGCGUCCCAGUCGAAGCAGAAGACACUGGCUGAAGAGUUGGAGGAGCUCGAUGGGUCUGGGUCUCCUUCUCCUGAAGUUGAUAACCGAGAUGCGGAGCUUGUAUCUUUUACUGGACUUCCUAAGGAUGCAGAACUCUCAUAUGCACACUCAUCGCCCAUGGUCGCACCUACGGAUGUAGAGCUCCCAGCCUCACCUUCUCCCAAGCCUGAGACCAACGACCAAGACAAGGACCUCCCAAUCACAACCGAGUCCCACGAAGCCGUCGCCGAUGUCACAAUCCCAACUUGGACUUCGCCCACGGUCUCGCCCAAGGUCAAGCCAGAAAACAUCGAGCUUCCGCCUUCUCCACAGCGCCCUCAACUUUUGCCUUCGCCUAAUAUCGUACCCGGCUAUCAAUUCUCGCCUGAGCCUAUCUCUGAUGAUGAGGGACUACCGCUUUCGCCCGAUGAUGAGUUUGAGGAUGAUGAUGACGACGAUGGGUCGCCAGUUGAUGUCGAGCAAUAUGAGCGGAGCUUCAGUGAUGAUCCCCAGGAGGGAUUCGCGUCUUCGCCUGAUGAGGGAACAGUUGAUCAUGUUGAAGUCCAGCAUUCUCCUCCACCCCAAGGUUCACCCGCACCCGCAUCGUCGUCGCCAAGAAUCUCACCAGCGCAAGUGGAACUCCCCGCCUCUCCUGUCGAGUCACCCAAUUUCGCUCCUGCUUCAUCGUCCCCUUCGCCCAAGAGCACACCUGAGGACGCGGUGCUUUCGCCUGCGCUUGAGGCGGCAUUGGAGUUCACGCCUUCGUCGCCCGUGGAGCGCUCGGUUCCUUCGACUAAGGAUACUACUGCGUUUGAGGAAAGGGCUGUUUCGUCUGCACCUGCACUUGCACCUGCACCUGAGGAGGAAACCGUUCAAUUUGCGCCUGCGCCGUCGUCCGAGGUGCAACACCCAGCUUCGCCCAAGAUUUCAUCCGAAGAUGUGGGAUUGCCAAAGUCGCUUUUGCCUGAGGCCGAACAUGAAGAGACGAAGCUUCCGAUUACCACUGCUCGGCUGCCUGAGGAUGUGGAGCUGCCGAUGUCGCCCGAGGCUGAAGUCCCGACUCUCGCCCACGAAGUCACUCGGAGCCUUGGCGACUCUGACAACACUCACGAGGUCUCAUCUUCGCCCAAGAUCGCGCCUGCGGACAUCGAACUCCCGACCUCGCCUACACUCCCUGGAGAUUCUGGUUUGCCCGAGUCGCAAUUGACCGAGGCGGAAGUUGAAGAAGAGAUGGAUCUUUCAACAGCCGCUGAGCAGGAUAGCCAAAUCGUCGACGAACAAUCUGAUAAUGAUUUCGAAGUAUCUGCUUCGCACAAGAUCGUUCCUGAGGAAGUUGAACUCCCCUGCUCGCCUUCUUCGCCUGUGCCUGUGGAGGGCUUGAAUGUCAAUGAGAUUCAGCACUUGCAUUCUAGUCAGAUUAUCCCGCCGGGUGUUCAGCGUGCGGUUUCCCCUGCAGCAAUUCAUGAAGAGGUGCAAUCCCCGACUUUGCCUGAGGUUGUUCCUGAGGAGGUGGAGCCGGCUUCUCCUGUGAACGAGGCCACUCCUGAGACUAUCGAAGCCCAAAAAUCGCCUUCGCCUAUUGAAUUGGACGUCGCUGAGAUUCAGCACUUGCAUUCUCGUCAGAUCAUCCCGCCGCAUGUUCAGCGGGCGGCUUCGGCUGAGAUUGGUCCUGAGGAGGUUGAACUCCCAGAGUCGCCUCUUGAGGAUCGCGCAUCUGAAGAAGUUGAACUUCCCCACUCUUCCUCGCCCGGCGCUGAACUGGACGUGGAUGAGAUUCAGCACUUGCACUCGAGUCAAAUUCGUCCUCCACACAUCCAGCGUGCGGAUUCGACCUGGGGUGAAGUUGUUCCUGAGGAGGUUGAGCUUCCAAAGGCACCUGUGGAGGAGACCGUACCUGAACAGGUUCAAAUACUGGCUUCGUCCAAGGUCGUUUCUGAAGAGGUUGAGAAUCCAGCUUCAACAUCAUCUUCGCCUAAGCUCGCACCCGAAGAAGUCGAGAUUCCGCGCUCACCUUCGCCUGCAGAAAACCUGGAUAUUUCCGAGCUUCAACAUCAGCAUUCAACUCAGAUCAUUCCUCCUCACAUUCAACGCCCCCUAUCGCCUACAGCCCAGGCUCAGGCCGUUCCCGAAAACAUUGAGCUCCCUGCUUCGCCAUUGGAAAAGUUCACGCCUGAGGAAGUUGAACUGCCACGUUCAUCUUCACUAGUGGAGGCGGGAUUGGAUGUCGUCGAGAUGCAGUAUGAACACUCGGCUCAGAUCCUUCCUCUGUACGUUCAGCGUGCUGAUUCAACUUGGGGUGAGGUUGAUCCUGAGGGCGUUGAUCUUCCGACUGCGCCUCUAAAGGAGAUCACACCCGCAGAGGUUGAGCUUCCAGAUUCGCCGUCGCCCGUCAAAGAUGAAUUGGAUGGUGCCGAGCUUCAUUCUGCUCCCGAAGAAGUUGAGCUCCCAGCUUCUGAGCCUACCUCGCCCAAGAUCACAGCAGAUGAAACUGAGGCACCGCGCUCACCCUCGCCCUUUGACGAGUCCAAGAUUACUGAGCUUCAGCAUCUGCAUUCGGCCCAGAUCAUUCCCAGGAAUAUCCACUAUGCGACUUCCUCUUCCGGCUCGCCAAAGAUUACUCCGGAGGAAGUUGAACUGCCUGCUUCGCCUGUGGAGGAAGUGGACGUUGAUGAACUUCAGCAAUUCCACUCAAGUCAGAUCAUUCCUCCACAUAUUGAGCGCUCCGCUUCGCCAACUAUUGAGGAGGUUGUUCCUGAGGAGGAGAUUGAACUUCCUGCUUCGCCUGUGGAGCAAGUGGAAAUUGAGCAGCUGCAACAUUUGCACUCGCGCCAGAUUAUUCCUCCGCAUAUCCCGCGUUCCGCCUCGCCUUCUGUUGACACUCAACUUCCGGCCUCACCCAAGGUUACUCCUGAAGAGGUAGAACUUCCAGCUUCGCCUGAACUUGUCCCUCAAGAUAUCGAGCUUCCAGCUCCGCCAAUUGACGAGCCCGAACAAGCUGAACUUCCUAUUCUUACUAAGAAAUCCGAGGCCAGCGUUGAUCAACAAGUCGAUGACUUGGAUGAGGAGGAGGAUGCUAGGAUUGCCGCUAUUGAAAUCCCAUCCUCUCCUGAAGUCAAGCAUGAAGUUCAGCCUGAAGAGAUGGAAUUGCCUCUUUCGCAUGUUUUGAAGCCUGAGGAGGUUGAGCUUCCUGCCUCUCCCGAGGUUGUUCCUGAAGAAGUUGAACUGCCGGUUUCCCCGGUGGAUGGGUUGGAUGAGGAGCAGCUUCCAGUUGAGCGCGGCAUCAGUGCUGAGCACGAUAAUGGUCCCGAACAAGAUGUGCUGGAGAGGGCCGCUAUUGAACUCCCCGCCUCGCCAAAGAUUGUUCCUGAAGAAGUCGAACUCCCACUUUCUCCCAAGACAGCCCCUGAAGAGGUAGAGCUUCCCGCUUCUCCUGUGGUUGAGACCGAAGAACAGCCCACAACCGUCUCUGAGCCGUUCGAACGGAGCAUCAAUCUUGAAGCCGACAUUGCCCCACAAGAAGAGAUCGAGCCCCCGUUCUCUCCUGUGACAAAGCCUGAGGAUAUCCAGCUUCCCGCCUCUCCUGAAGUCGUUCCUGAAGAUGUGGAACUUCCCCUUUCUCCUGUCGUUGAAUUGGAACAUCAGCUUCCCAUUGAGCCUGUCAAUCUUGAGCUCCCAUCUUCGCCCAAGCCCAAGCCCGAGGACCUUGAGCUACCUCCUUCCCCUGAGAUUGUUCCCGAAGAGGUAGAGCUUCCCGCUUCUCCUGUGGUUGAGUUGGCAGAUGAACAGCUGCCAGUUGAGUUUGAGCCUUCUGCACGGGUCAUCGAAGUUUCCGAGGAAAACACCGAACUCCCGUCUACGCCAAUUGUCAAGCCUGAGGACUUGGAGAUUCCUGCUUCUCCUGAGGUGCUUGCUCAAGAUGUGGAACUUCCUCCUUCGCCUGUCACCUUACCCGAAGAUGUGGAACUUCCGCCUUCUCCAGUGGUUGACUUGGAACGUGAGCAGCCUCUCGAUCUUUCUCACGUUCAAGAGCAGCAAGGCGAAGAGCAGCUUGACAAGCACACUGCUCCCGAAGAUUCGCCCGUCCUUCUACCCAAAGACGUGGAGUUUCCGGCUUCACCUGCGACAGAAUCCGAGCCGGAACCGAAUGAACCUGUCCGACAGAGCUUCGAAUCGGACCUCUACUACGAUGCUGUUGACGGCAAGGGCAAACAACCCGCAACCGGUGCUGAGGAACUAACGCAACAGGGCGAUGCCGCAAAGACCGAUCCGGCACAGAAAUGGGAAAUGGUCAACAAUGUCGACGAUGUUGAUGAUCUUGAUUCUAUUGACGGUGCCGAUUCAGAGAUCUCGGAAAACGGCCUACUCACCGAGGUCCCAACAAGUAAGCAACCGAACCAACCAAAACCAACCCGAAAACGGGAAGAGGUGGCUGCUGCGAUCGAGCGAUCGGAAGAUGAUGCCCCCAUCAUACCUCGAGACCCUUCAAGUACUACUACUACUACUGGCGACGGACAUCAUGCUGACAUUCUCAGCCGCGAAGCAGAAGACAAUGUGGACCUUCGUCGGUCAGCUGGUGGGUCGCCAGUUCCAACUUCCACGUCGAUAGCAGCAGCCGCCGCCGCAGCAGGAGUAGCAGCACUCGCUGCGGCCACCGUAAAUGAGCUCCUUACAACAACAACCAAAGACGAUGAACCGGAACUGAGCGAGACCGUUGAGGUCCACCCCGCCGUUAAGGGCGCCAUCAAUAGAGGCUUCGAUGAGUACGAUUAUGCUACUGCCCUAUCUCCCACCACGGUCGGCCUCGGUCUUAUUGAGGACGCCCCUAUGGAUCUCUACCCUACGGAUGGGCCCUCUCCCAAGCUUCUCUCCGCUUCCACCUUCCCUCUCGAGGAAGCUGGAGACGAUGACGGCGAUUACUUCAACAACGUCGAGUUACCCGAGGGUGCUAUUCUCGAAGAACUUCCUUCCGAGGCGGAGGAGCCUGCUCGCGAGCACGUCAGCCACUUCACUCAUGACCCGCCCUCCGAGCCCGAGGAGCAUGAAGUCAAGAAACCGAGGAAAUCAAUCGACGAAACGCAAGGAUUUGAGACCCUAUUCGCUCCCCGCACGCCCAUGCCAUACGCCUCAACAAGGGAGACACUAGUUAAAGAACCUCCCAAGCCCGCUGCCCCGUCUCCGUCUACCGAACAGACACGCCAACCCCCCAAGCAGGCAGAGCCAGUCAGACACAAGCGCAUCAGGUCCACCGAGCCAGCACGCCUCAGCAACGAAGCCCUCGCAGCAUCCCUCUUACCACGCGCCAAAUCCUCAUCAAUUAGAAACUCGUGGCCCGCUUUUACUACUACUGGAAAAGCCAAAGCGCUCGCCGCUUCCUUCCUCGAGUCUUCCUCCAUCAACCGUGGCUCUUCCCCUGUUACGCCCCGCUUUCCGUAUUCGGCGUCGUCCAUGCACCAGCAGCAACCACCAGUCUCCGUUCUGCUCAAAGAACAAACCCAGCGCCAGUCGCGCGAACUCGCAGCCAAUUAUCUCGAGACAUUCGCAGACGACCGUAAAGUCCGAUCCAAAUCUCGACAGCGUCAGCCAUCUUUUUUUGGUGGACAUACGGCACCCAACGCCGCCAACAGGGUGGUGCCAGUGCCAGUUGAUUUGGAUUCGUUGGGAGAGACUAUCGUUCCUGAGAAAGAAGAGCCGGCUCGUCCUCCCUCUGUCAGUUCGGUAGACUCGAUGGGGUCGCCGACGGGUCAGGGACAGGCACAGGACCAGUCUAUGGCUUUGGAGAUGGCUGUUUCCUACCUGGACGAUGAAGGAGAGGACGUCGGUGCUGUUCCGAUGGUGGUAACCCCAGGGGUAGGAAUGGAAAUUACGCCUAGCCCGGAGAGUUCGCCUGGGUUGCAGCCGGAAGAGAAGGAAAGAACAAGGGAGCGCGAGGCCGAGGUAAAGGUUGCGCAAGAGCCUGAGCCGGAGCCUGAACCUGAACCUGAGCCGGCAGCAGAAGAUGAUGAACAUGAUGCUUCUCCCGAGUGGGGACGAGGAAUGUCUCUGCCUAGUGUGGAAAUUCAGCCCGCUACUCCUAGGGCUGUACUCGAAGAAGAGGAGGAAGAGGUUGAGUCUUUGUUUGACAUUCCGGUGCAACCUGUGCAUGCGCAUGAGGUUGAGACUCUGUCGACGGUGAUGGAGGAGUCGGAGCCUACUGAUGAGGAGGAGGAACCUACGUUGGCGCCGGCACAUACCCAUGAGGCGCCUGUUAUUGACAAGUCUGAACAUGAUGAGCGCUCUGCUUCGCCUGAGAUCCACGAGGAAUCUCAAGACAGUCCGUCGGUUGAGAUUGACUUUGAUGAGCUUCAGCGGUUGCAUUCACGACAAGUCGUUCCGCCUAACCUACAACGUCAAGUCCCGUCAUCGCCCAUAAUCAAGCCUGAAGAGAUCGAACUCCCUUCCUCGCCUGAAUUCCGCGAGGCAUCUCGAGAUACUCCAGCGGAUAUCGACAUUGUUGAGCUCCAGCAAUUGCAUUCAGGACAAAUCCUUCCGCCUAACCUACAACGUUAUAUUGCUGAGCUCCAACGGUUGCAUUCAAGACAAAUCGUUCCGCCUAACUUGCAGCGUCAGGUCCCGUUAUCGCCUGAAAUCAAGCCCGAAGAGAUUGAACUCCCAGCUUCGCCUGCACUUCACGAGGAAUCUCAAGAUACUCCAGGCGAUAUUCGCAUCACUGAGCUCCAGCAAUUACACUCAAGGCAGAUUAUCCCGCCUAGUCUACAGCGCCAGGCCUCACCCUCGCCUCCUCCCCAAAUCAAGCCCGAAGAGGUUGAGCUCCCUUCCUCGCCUGAUACCGCUGGGGAACCUCUACACACUCCCGCGGUUAUCGAUACUGCUGAGCUCCAGCAGUUGCAUUCAAGACAAAUCCUUCCACCUAAUCUACAACGUCAUAUCGCUGAGCUCCAGCGGUUACAUUCAAGACAAAUCCUUCCGCCUAACCUAGAACGUCAUAUUGCUGAGCUCCAACGGUUGCAUUCAAGACAAAUCGUUCCGCCUAACCUACAACGUCAGGCCUCACCCUCGCCUCCUCCCCAAAUCAAGCCCAAAGAGGUUGAGCUCUCUUCCUCGCUCAAAAUCCCCGAGGAACCUCAAGAUACUCCAGCGGAUGUCGACAUUGUUGAGCUCCAGCAAUUGCCUUCAGGACAAAUCCUUCCGCCUAACCUACAACGUUAUAUCGCUGAGCGCCAGCAGUUACACUCAAGACAGAUUCUCCCGCCCAGUCCACAGCGCCAGGCCUCAUCCUCGUCUCCUCCCCAAAUCAAGCCCGAAGAGGUCGAACUCCCAUCCUCGCCUGCCCUGAAGCCGGAGGACGUGGAACUUCCGAACUCCCCAGUGGAGGAAACCGUCCCUGUUGUCGCUACGGGCUUGAUUGCCGCUGGACUUGAGCUUGCUUCUGAGGUUUCGAAGGACAACAAAGAUCAUUCUGAUGAGGAGGAGGAUGAGAACGAUUCCGCACCUGCUCCUCUACAACCAGUCGAAGAUCACAACAGCAGACAUGUGGAUAACACGUUUGAGGACUUUUACCGUCCUGCCACGCCAAAGGUGUACCCUGAGGAGAUUGAACUCCCUGCUUCUCCCGAGAUCAUCAAGCCCCAGGAUAUCGAGUUGCCUGUCUCACCUCGGAGUGUUCCUGAGGAUGUUGAGCUUCCUUCUUCGCCUGUCAAUGAAUCUGAGGAGGUUGAGCUUCCUUCUUCGCCUGUCGAUGAACCCGAAAAUGUGCAAGUUGCCUCUGAUUCUGAGUCCGAGGCGGAUGAGCAAGACAUGACGACGCCAAUUAUUGAAGCUCAUGUUGCAAAGCCCGAGGAGAUUGAACUACCUUCAUCUCCUGCAAUUGUACCUGAGCACAUUGAACUUCCUUCUUCACCUCAGAUUGUUCCUGAAGAGGUUGAGCUUCCUUCUUCGCCUGUCAACGAACUCGAAGAUGCAAAGCUCUCCUCUGACUCUGACUCCGAGGCGGACGAAGACAGUACGCCAAUUGUUGAAGCUCAUGCCACGAAGCCUGAGGAGGCUGAACUGCCUUCUUCACCUCAACUCGUACCUGAGCACAUUGAGCUUCCGUCUUCGCCUGUCAAUGAACCCGAGGAUGCCGAGCUCGCGUCUGACUCUGACUCUAGCUCCGAGGCAGAUGCCACAAAGCUCGAGGAAAUCGAAUUACCAUCAUCUCCCGCAAUGGUACCUGAGGAGAUCGAACUUCCAGCUUCCCCUAUCGUCCAGCCCGAACAAAUCGAGGUGCCCGCUACACCCGAGCCUGAACAUGAGCAUGAGUUCCACUCUGAGCCUGAGCAAGAACCAACAACCCACCCUCUACUCGACUCGGAAGCGGAAUAUGAAGACGAAGAAGACGAUGACUACGACCCGCUAGCCGACCUCCUCCCCUCUCCGGAUAUGAGUCCUCCACAACACCACGAGCGCUACGAGCGGGAACUUCCGCAUCCGCAUCCACUCAUGAUGCACCCCGUCGACUACUCAGCCCCUCAACAACACGGGUAUGAAGAAUCAGAGGAGGUUCAUACCCCAGUGUAUACUGAACCGGUCGAGUUUUGGCAUUCGCCCGAGUUGAGGUACCAUUGCUCACCGGAGCUGAGAUCAGCGGAUCAAGAGUUUGCGUCUUUCCCUGAGGUCAAUCCCGAGGAUGUGCAGCUGCCUGCAUCGCCUGAUUAUGGUGCAGAGGAGGAGGAGGAGGAGGAAGAGGGUGGUGAAUUGUCUCGUGACGUCCCAGCAGACGAUGACGAAUGGGAGAGCGAAAGCGGGAGCGAAAGCGAGGAAUAUGAUCGUGAUGAUGAACAUCAAGUUCACCAGGCACAAAGCGUCGCAAUCGUGGCCGGCACCGUUGCCGUGCUUGGCGGCGCUGCGCUCGUCGCGAAUAGUUUGAAGAAAGAAGAGAAAGCGGAGGAACAGAUUGAUAGUGAAAAUGAUGAAGAGCGUGAGGAGACAGACAGUGAGGAUGAUGAAGAGAAGGAUAGAAGUGAGGAUGAAGACGACCAAGUCAAACCCGUCGCGGUCACGCGGAGUGAUGACAAGCGAGAAGACAGUGAGGAGGAAGAAUCGGACGGAGAGCCUGGUGAGAGGGAUAGACGGUCUGGAGAUGACCUUGAAGAAGAAGCAGAUGAAGAGGACGUAGAGGAUGUCCAUGGUGGGGACAACGAGGAUCUUCCCGAACCGAGUCUCGACCGCCAAGACUCCGAGACCGUUCCCAAGGCCAUCAGAGAAGGAGCGCCGAUGCCGUGGGCAAUGGAGAGCAAUCGUCGGGAAGAUUCCAGCUCGCCUCCCGUGGUUGAGCAACGCAGGUUUUCCUUCCCUGAUGACAUUGCGGAAGAGGAAGCAUUUACCGUCAGUCGCUCGAACACGACGAUUGAAGGCGGUGGUGACACGAAGCAUGGGGAAGGUCCGGCAGGCAGUCACGCGACAUCGGAUCAAAGUCAUCAGCAUCAACAAACGCCCAGCGCGCCCAUGUCCACUAUUUCAGACUAUGCGCACUCCUACAACAGCUUACCGACCUUGCAGGAGGAAGACUGGGCAACGGAUGACGACAGGAACAGGCACGACAAGGACGGCGAUUCACCUGUCAACAAAGCCAACAUCACGGGACUUUUCAGAUACGGGACUCCCAUCAUGGAUUCCAACCGUGAUAGCACUUUUACCGUGGCGGCCCGGGGCUCACCGCAAAUGUCCCGGUACGCAGUGUUCAACGAGCAGUAUCAUCAACAGCAACUUGAACGACAAGCUCAAAUCCAGGAGGAGGAUCUGCGCGAGAGAGGGGUUGAUCUACGGGAUUUUGCCAAUAGCCCAUCUGCCGGUAGUGAUCGGACCGAGACUGGCCCUUCGUCUCCUUUGAGAACUGCCGAGACUUCCAAGGUGCAGGAACCAGUGCCUGCGGGCCUCAAGGACAAUGUGGAAGUCGUCAAAAAGCAGCAUUCACCAGAACAAGCCAAGGGGGCAAAGAAGGAAACACCGCAAGACAAGCCUGAGCAGCACAUUCCCAAAACCUUGCCAGGCCUGGGAGUGGCGCUGAGGCCAACAGGCGCUUUGCGGAGCGUGUCGGACAUCAGCAAGCAGCUGCAAUCAGCACUUUCAGGCCAGUCACCAUCACCGGUUGCCCGGCCAAUCCCUUCGAACACUGGUGUUGCACGACUGCGCACUCCCGAACCAUUGAGUGCCACCGACAAUAACAACAACCUCAACUUGCGGCCUGACAGUCCAGGCAGCAGCAGCCGGUCUCACACAAGCACCCCCCCGCUCAGGCGGAUGGACAAGCGAGCCACUGGCAACCUGCGCUCCCUCUCCUUUGGCAGCCAACAGGAUGCCGCCGCCAAGUCGGCAUUCCUUGGUACACACGCAGAAGGGGAGGGAGGAGCCCCGGCCGAUGCUGAAGGGCCAGAUUCCAGAAGCAGCAUUGGCCCUGUCAGCCCAACAACCCCCUCGCGUGCUCAACCCCCCCGGCCUACAUCGGGAUCGUCGCCGACGGCUGCCCCUGCUGCCCCCCACCAAAGCCAGGCCCCAGCCACCCCUAGUCCUCCCCGGCCCAACACUAGCAGGGCCACCAGCGCUAGCAGCGUAGUCCCUGGUGCAGCUGCCCCUGCCCUGGCAUUGGGCACCAGCCCUGUUGCCGAUGGUGGUGACGACAACACCAACAACAACCUCGUCGACAAGGACAAGAGCAAAGACAAGCAGCAGCAGCAGCACAAACAAGCUGUGACAACGCCCAGGGCUCUUUCUGUCGCAUCUGCCACGCCCGUCGCCAAUGAAGGCCGCACCCGAUCUAAGGGGUCAAUGGAUGUGCCCGACGUUUAUGAUGGCUUAGGCGAAGGUCGCCUGGGAUCCCCGCGAUCACCUGCCCGCCCGCCCAGCUUGCGCAAACGACACAGUGCCCAGCUCAUUGACCUGGAAGCCAAACUUGCCCAAUUGAUGGCCGAGAAUGCGGCACUGCAAAAAGCCAAAAAUGACGCCGAAGCCGAACUGUCGCAACGCAAUGCCGACCUGGCCAGCAUCCUUGCCGACAAAAAUGUCGAGAUUGAGAACCUCCAGCGGGAAAUCCAAGAAACCCAAGAAACCUGCAACCGGCUUGAGGAAACAUAUGAGGGCCUGAAGACUUCCACCUCCGCCAUCGCUGUUAAGCACAACGAGACGGUGCGCGCUCUCGAAGAACAAGUCAAGAAAGCCGCCGAGGAACUCGCCGCCGCUCAAGGCAAUCACGAACAGGAAUACACCAAGGCCAUUGCAGAGAAGGAUGCCCAGAUCGCCCACCUCCGCGCCCAAUUGAACGCUCAAACCGCCCAGAUCCGCGAGCUGCAGGAGCAAAUCGAAAGCCAACAAAUUACCCGGUCACCGGAACCCACCGCAACAGACGACUUCCUCGACCUCCACGACGUUGACUACUUCGACCAGCGCCUAUCCCAGCUCUGCGCCCACGUCCAGCAAUGGGUCCUCCGCUUUUCCAAGUUCAGCGACAUGCGCCACUGCCGACUGACCUCGGAGAUCAACGAUGAGAAACUCAUCGACCGGCUCGACAACGCCGUCCUCGACGGCUCCGACGUCGACGUCUACCUGGCUGAUCGCGUGCGCCGCCGCGACGUCCUCAUGUCCAUGACCAUGACCAUGAUCUACGAAUUCGUCUUCACCCGCUUCUUGUUCGGAAUGGACCGCGACCAGCGCCAGCGCCUCAAGUACCUCGAGAAACAACUGUCGGAGACCGGACCCGUGCACGCCGUCCGCCAAUGGCGCGCCGUCACUUUGACUCUGCUCAGCCAAAGACGCAACUACAAGAGUCAACGGGAUCGCGACACGGAAGCAGUCGUCCAAGCUAUUCUCGACGCAUUGGAUAAGAUCCUCCCCCCGCCCUCGGACAAGGAAAAAGUCAUUUUGGACCAACUGCGCCGUGUGGUGCGGGAAGCAGUCAAGCUCUCCAUUGAAAUGCGAACCCAGCGCGCAGAGUAUAUCAUGUUGCCUCCUUUACAGCCGGAGUACGACGAGAGCGGGGAGUUGGUUGAGACGGUGAGCUUCAAUGCCGCGCUGAUGAAUGAAAGGAGUGGGGAUGUGGAUGUGCCGAGUCCCGAAGAACUGGAGAGGCAGAGGGCUACGGUCCGAGUGGUGCUGUUCCCGCUGGUGAUCAGAAAGGGGGAUGAUUGGGGGAGGGGAGAUGAUGAGGUGGUGGUUUGUCCGGCGCAGGUGUUGGUGCAGAGGCCGAGGAAGCAGAGGAGUGCUGCGGGUGGGAGGGUUGUUAGUGGUCAGAAGGCGCGGGAGCCGGUGGCGCAGGGGAUGAAGGCGGGAGAUGAGAUGAUGGGUGGGAUGGGAAGUCAGGUUUGA